AUGGCACCCCAGUUUCCUGAUUUUAGACGAGUUCGAAGGCGAAUACGCAGAACGUUGUGUUAUGGAUCGAAGCAACCGCAGAAUCUGAACUUACCGCUUUCAGAGCUAGUUGUGGACUACUUCAACAAACGAAGUCCUUUUGAUUACUUGAGUCCGGAAACGUCAGCAAGCAUCUCGGGUCGUGGGUAUGCCGAUCCCUGUACUCUCGUCGUUGCCAUGGUUUACCUCGAUCGACUUAGGGUUAACAAUAAGGUGUGGUUCGAAUCGUCUGACCCCACUGAUCUUUAUCUGCCCGCAUUGGUACUAGCAUCAAAGUUUCUCCAUGAUUCGGACACAUAUGAUAGAGCAUCAAAUGCUGAAUGGUCUGAAGCGGCUAACAUUUCGACACAACAUCUAAAUCAGUUGGAAUGGGAAUUCGUGCAGAAACUUAACUGGAAUGUGAUGGUGGAUCAGAACGAGUUCAAUCGUUGGUUGGAUUUCUUCGAAUAUUGGGUUGCAAAUGACUUCCUAACGAAGAAUGGUUUUUGUACCUACAAUGAAGUUGCUCAACUCAGCUCAACACUACCCCUUUUACCCAUGCUUCAGUCACUGAUUUCAUGUUUCAGUUUGAUAACUUUAGUGUACACUUUUUCUGUGGUGUCAUUGUUUGCUGUACCAUGUUCAUUGUCGCGUCUAGAUUUCGGUAUUAUCGAGAAUUCAACCAGAGAGGUCGCUUCUACUUCGUUGCUUCAUUCCUCCGAAAGGAGUGAAAUGUUUCUCAACUCUGGAGAUGUACAACGUGGAUAUCCAAGGGAAAAUGCCUUCGAGGCGGAAGGAGACAGUGCAGAGACGUCCACUUGUGAAUCCAACUCUAGUACAUCGGCGUGUGAAAUAACUUCCAAUCUACUCGUUCGUGGAAUCAUCGAAUUAGGCAUGCUCUCAGAAUUAGAUCACUGCAAAAGUAUAAGUCACUUUUUCUCUGAUUUGUCAUUAUACUCGAUUUUUGACAAGGUUUCUUGA
This is a messenger RNA of Haemonchus placei, 999 nucleotides long. The record is from the annotation of a GenBank genome assembly. Lineage: Eukaryota; Metazoa; Nematoda; Chromadorea; Rhabditida; Trichostrongylidae.